Molecule: messenger RNA, 902 nt
Organism: Darwinula stevensoni
Lineage: Eukaryota; Metazoa; Arthropoda; Ostracoda; Podocopida; Darwinulidae
Source: the annotation of a GenBank genome assembly
AUGCUAAGUCUUCAAAUUCAUGAGGGUGGAAAGAGACACAAGGAUAAUGUUGCCAAGAAAAUAUCUGAGCUUCGGAAGAAGGGGAAGAAAGAAUUUAAAGCUCAGAAGAAAUUUGAAGAUGACAUGCAAAAGAUGGAGGAGGCAGCAAUGGCAGCAGCCAAGAAGGACAUGAUGAAUAACCCAGAUCUAGCUAGGAGCUAUAGCUUGGAUGCACUAGGAGACAUAAUUCCAGCUCCCAAAAAGAAAAGUCCUCCACCUCAAGUAGAGAAGUCUCAACCAACCAAUAGCAAAAAAGUAAUGAUUGAGAAGGAGACAAAAAUGGCAAGAAAAUGUGAGUUGACACUGGAGGAUGCCUCUGGUGAUUCAGCAGCUCAGAUAACUGACUUCACAGGACAUUGGUAUGAAGCUGUUUCUUCAGAAGGAUAUACCUACUACUGGAAUGACAUCACUCAUGAUCAGCAGACAAAGGAUGGGAGUCAAGUCAGAGUUGCUAAAAAUACGACUAAUGAUGAAGGCACCACUAUGGAACAACCCAGGGAAGGAGCAAAUGAAGGAAGACUCAAAGCUGCUGAAUUGCAGUCAUUUGCUCCCCAGUUUACUAGUGGGGCUCCAUCAAUCAAGUUUCGGGAGAAAAAAAUGCGACCUGGCUCCAUCUUGGAACAAUUCAAAAAGCGAAAACUUGAAGAAGAGCACAGAAAAACCUUCCGAAGGAAAGUGGAGGAUGAGGAAAAUGAUGAAUUGCCAUAAGAACAAUCUGCAAUUUGCCUGACUCAAAUUUUCUAUGGGAGUGCUCCCUAGAAAAAAAGAAAAUUGUUUAAGAGUGUAAAUGUUGAAAUCUGUGGAUAUUUCCUUGUAGAUAUCAAUGAAAGUGAAUGUGGACUGGAAGGCAUUCAAAAGUUCUG